AUGGUAUUUAAGAUACAUCGUGUAGAACUAGAAAACUUUAAAAGCUAUGCAGGGAAAGUGUGUAUAGGACCUUUUAAAGACUUCACCUGCAUCGUUGGUCCAAAUGGCGCUGGCAAAUCCAAUCUUAUGGAUGCACUUAGCUUUGUUUUGAGUUCCACCAGUUUGGAUGCGAGACGUAGCAAGCAUCCAUCCGAUCUCAUCAACCACAAAUCUAAGAAAAGGGGGUGUACUGUGACUAUCGUGUUACAUAAGAAGGAAGACCCAAGUGUCAGCUGUGGCAGCUAUCAACGACAGCGUGCGCUUGAAUCUGCAAUCUCCGAGAUUGCGUUCACACGCUCCAUUACAGAGGCUGGCACAGAGCAAUUUGCUAUUGAUUACCAGGCAGUGUCCGAAGAAUGCUUUUCAAAGCAGCUGAAAGUACAUCAAAUUGGGUCUUGUGUAAAUACUUUUCUAGUUUUUCAGCAUGAGGUUGAAACAAUUGCACGAAUGAAAGGCAAGGAGCUCACCCAGCUCCUUGACCAAGUGAGCGAAAGUGGCGAACUUAAGCAAGAGUACGACUCAAAAAAAAAGCCAUGGAAGUGGCCAAUAAUGGUUUAUUGA
Messenger RNA from Phytomonas sp. Hart1, 600 nucleotides. Lineage: Eukaryota; Euglenozoa; Kinetoplastea; Trypanosomatida; Trypanosomatidae. The record is from the annotation of a GenBank genome assembly.